AUGCCAUUGUGUGAAAAGACCCGAGACCACGGGUCGUCGGUCUCAGACACCGGCGACGAAUCAGGACCCGACCAAGACACCACCCCCAAGGAUGAAGCACACCUUGACACAUGGAGAGGAUGGGUGGUAGUUACGGCUGCGGCAUUGUCUCUUUUCAUGUACAUGGGUGUGAUAUACAGCUGGGGUAUAUUGCAGGCGGAAAUGGCUGACACGAAGGGCUAUUCGCUUACUACACUUACAUUUGUGGGAUCGCUCGCCACGUCGUUCAUGGUAGCGCUGUGUAUAUUGGUAGGCAAGUUGGUGAGAAAGUUUGGGUACAGGAGAAUUGCCAUGUCGGGUGCUGUGUUUCUAGGGCUGGGUGAAUUCCUGUCAAGUUGGGUUGUUGACCAUCUGUGGGCACUGUUCAUCACGCAUGGUAUAUUGUUUGGUGUUGGUGGCGGCUUAAUCAUUCUGCCUUGCUCAACAGCUCCGCUGCAAUGGUUCCGCAAAUAUCGUGGACUUGCAACGGGGAUAGUAUUCGGAGGAGGAAGUCUUGGUGCUGCAGUGAUGGGUGUUGCUGCCCAUGAACUCGUCAACAAGGUUGGGAUUGAGUGGACAUUCAGAAUCUUGGGCUUCAUGCUGUGGGCGGUUUGUCUCCCGGCAGCGUAUUGCAUACAACAGCCUUUGCUGUCCAAGUCUUCGGUUCCACAACUUCAAUGGUACCGAUGGCGAGAACCCAAGUUCAUUAUUCUCAUCCUCGGAGGUGCCAUUGCGUGCUUCCCUCUCUUCGUUCCACCGUACUUUAUUCCCAUUUUUGCCAGAUCAGUCAGCAGCUCUGGUUCGACUGCCAUUAUAGCACUUACAAUUUGGAAUCUCGCAUCGACGUUUGGCCGAGUAUUCGCUGGGUAUUCUUCUGACUCCUUCCUCGGUCCGCUCAACAGCCUCAACAUUUCGCUCUUUCUUUGCGGGAUAAGCGCAUUGGCAAUUUGGCCGUUCGUCACUAACAUGGGCUUAUUGGUCUUCUUCACCAUUAUCAACGGUGUUGGGUGCGGCUCAUUCUUCAGCUUGUUCCCGCUGGCUGUGGGAAGCACCUUUGGGCCACCUAACACGAUGGGUAUUCUACCAAUCCUGUGGGAAGCCUGGAUUUUCGGCUAUUUCCUGGGGACGCCUAUUGCAGCUCGGUUAUACUCUUUGGCCGGCACAGGAACCGACGUGAGCUUGUACCGACCUGCGGCAUACUAUGCUGGUGCUGCGUCUUUUGUUGGCAUGUUCUUCAUGCUUGCUAUUCGCUUCAUGAACAAGAAGCAGUUUUUCACAAAGGCGUGA
This is a messenger RNA of Pochonia chlamydosporia 170, 1305 nucleotides long. Its product is annotated as monocarboxylate transporter. Gene Ontology annotation, molecular function: transmembrane transporter activity. Gene Ontology annotation, biological process: transmembrane transport. Bases 1 to 1305 code for a protein of 434 amino acids. NCBI's taxonomy places the organism in Eukaryota, Fungi, Ascomycota, Sordariomycetes, Hypocreales, Clavicipitaceae. The record is from RefSeq and is a predicted model, not a curated record. Gene Ontology annotation, cellular component: fungal-type vacuole membrane. The transcript is spliced from 4 exons.